Molecule: messenger RNA, 531 nt
Organism: Prorocentrum cordatum
Lineage: Eukaryota; Dinophyceae; Prorocentrales; Prorocentraceae
Source: the annotation of a GenBank genome assembly
GGGGAGGCCACGGGGGGUCCGGGACCCGUGGCCCUCGGGGACCCGUCCUCUCGCUGGCCCGCGUCCGCCCCAUCGCCUCGCCCUCUGCCUGCAGUCUGGCCUCACUGCGGCCCACGCCCAGGAGAUGAACACGGCCAUCGUGAACUUCGGCGAGGCGCACAACACCCUCAUCCAGAACAAAGAGGACUACAUGACCAGCCAGAUGACCAGCUGGCAUGCCUCUUUCUUCAACAAGCACCGGGAGAGGCAGUACAACCGCAACCGCCAGCGGAUCAUGGACAUAAAGAAGGCACGUCUCUACAUAUUCCUGUGUGAGAGCACGCCAAGGCGGUUGUGCAUCAGUUGCCUCUGCAGCAUUCCGACUUUGUGACACUCUCGAUUUACAGGGCUGAGCUACAGGGGUGAAGGUGUCAAGAGUGCACCCUUGCAAGAGCAGUUCGGGACUCCAGCCAGCAUGUUGGAGACAGGAGGAGUCCAGCUCUUGAAAGGACUCGUGACCUCGCAACCCAGGGCAGCAACGGAUUCGUCACG